This is a messenger RNA of Solanum dulcamara, 1091 nucleotides long. RefSeq lists its product as uncharacterized. Bases 131 to 937 code for a protein of 268 amino acids. The record is from RefSeq and is a predicted model, not a curated record. Gene Ontology annotation, biological process: maturation of SSU-rRNA. Gene Ontology annotation, molecular function: rRNA small subunit aminocarboxypropyltransferase activity. Lineage: Eukaryota; Viridiplantae; Streptophyta; Magnoliopsida; Solanales; Solanaceae. The transcript has 2 exons.
AUAAAUUAAAUAGUGGUCUCAAAAUAAGGUUAUUUAUGUGCACUAGCCCCUUGUAAAACCCUCGUUGGGCAACAUUUUGUUCUUCAUCAGCUGUGGUUUUCCGUCUUUUCAAACAUAUAUAUUCUUAUAAAUGGGUGGAAACAAGCAAAGGCGAUCUAAAUCCCAUCACCAUUCUCAUCGAGGACAAUCCAGCCGUACCCGUCAACCUGAUGACUCUUUCAAGGUUGAAGAGUCUUUACCUAGUGAAUUUGUGGAAGAAGACGAACGAAUCGUUCCAAGGAUUCAGCUUGCUAUGUGGGAUUUUGGUCAGUGUGAUGCGAAAAGGUGUACUGGAAGAAAGCUUGCAAGAUUUGGUUUGUUGAGAGAGCUGCGUGUUGGUAGUGGAUUUGGUGGGAUUUGCUUAAGUCCCACUGGAACACAAUGUAUCUCAAGAGAAGAUAGUAUUUUAAUUGAUCGAAGGGGAAUGGCUGUAGUUGAUUGUUCAUGGGCACGAUUAGAUGACGUACCUUUCACCAAAUUGCGUUGUCCUGCACCUCGUCUUUUACCAUGGUUAGUAGCAGCAAAUCCAGUAAACUAUGGUCGUCCAUGUGAGCUAUCUUGUGUUGAAGCCUUAGCAGCAGGUUUAAUUAUAUGCGGUGAGGAGGAAACUGGAAAUCUAUUGCUUAGCAAGUUCAAAUGGGGUCACGCGUUUUUGUCCCUCAAUAAGGAACUUCUCAAGGCAUAUUCGGAAUGUCAAACAAGUGCUGAUAUCGUUUCAACUCAGAACGAGUGGCUCUCCGCACAAACCUCACCUAUUCCACAAACAAUAAAACCAGAAGCCUCUGGAUCUCAAACUGAAGGUGAAAAUUCUUCUAAUGAUUCUGACGAUGGACUUCCUCCUCUCCAAAAGAAUAUGAAUCAUGUUUCCUUGGCGGAUACCGAUGAAGAGAGUGAAUAAUAUCGCAUAGCAGAAUCCUAUGUUUACUGUAUGUAUUCUUCUUCUUUUCCAUCUAAUUUUAGUUGAUUUUGGCAACUAAUGCAUAAUGUUAGAAUGUUGAGAGAGUUCUCCCAAGAUCAUCCUUACAAUGAUGGUGUUUUGAUAUUGAGCUAUA